This is a messenger RNA of Ricinus communis (castor bean), 1724 nucleotides long. Its product is annotated as serine carboxypeptidase-like 12. The transcript has 14 exons. Gene Ontology annotation, biological process: proteolysis; secondary metabolic process. Lineage: Eukaryota; Viridiplantae; Streptophyta; Magnoliopsida; Malpighiales; Euphorbiaceae. Bases 71 to 1498 code for a protein of 475 amino acids. Gene Ontology annotation, molecular function: serine-type carboxypeptidase activity; acyltransferase activity, transferring groups other than amino-acyl groups. The record is from RefSeq and is a predicted model, not a curated record.
AAGUUAGUAGUUCAAAUAUAUACUUUGAAAAAGGAAAUGCACCGUUAGAUUAUUCAGUAGCUGUACCAUUAUGGCAUCCACUUCUGCAAGAAAUAGUGUACUGAAUUGUGCCUGUUUCCACCUGCUGCUUCUCCUCUUCUUCGCUGAAAAUACAGAGUCAGGCAGGAUUGUGAAGACUCUACCUGGCUACUCAGGUGAUUUGCCAUUCCAGCUCGAAACUGGAUAUAUAACAGUGAAUGAAUCUGAGCUGUUCUACUUGUUUGUGGAAUCACAAGGAAAGCCUCAACAAGACCCACUUUUGGUGUACUUGAUUGGAGGUCCUGGUUGUUCUGCUUUGAAUGGAUUUUUCUUCCAAACUGGUCCACUAGUUCUUAAUACUGCUAACUAUAGUGGGGGCUUGCCACAAUUAUUGAACAAUCCAUAUUCAUGGACAAAGUCAUCUAGUAUAAUAUUCGUAGACGCUCCUGUUGGGACUGGUUAUUCCUAUGCAACAAUCCCUGAAGGUUACUAUACAUCAGAUACUGAAUCCACAGCGCAGAUUUAUAUGUUCCUGAGAAAGUGGUUGUUUGAUCACCAAGAAUACAUAGAAAAUCGAUUCUUUAUCGCUACUGAUUCAUAUAGUGGGGUAAUAGCUCCAAUACUUGCUCAAGAAAUAUUAGAAGGUAACAAAGCAGGACUUCAGCCAGCCAUAAAUCUAGAAGGAAUAUUGAGUGGAUCUCCACAUAUAAAUGCUACUCUUGAAUCAAAUUGUGUCAUACCUCUUGCUUACCAUUUGGCACUUGUUUCCCAGUCUCUUUAUGAGUCUGCCAAAAAUAGCUGCAAUGGAAAUUACGUAGAUGUAGAUUCGUCCAAUGCAGCAUGUUUAGAGGAUCUCGAAGAAAUAGAUGCGUGCAUUGAUCCGAUUAAUGAUGAAAAUAUUUUGGACCCUGUUUGUGCUAAAUUAUCCCCAAAAUCAGACGGUGAACAAUUUCGAAGAUCUCUCAGAGAAAAUUCAAGAAAUUCCCGAACCCGUUUCCGGAAAUUUCAUAACUAUUGGUGCCGGAAUUUCGAAUACAAGCUCUUAGACAUAUGGGCCAAUGACAAAAGUGUCCAAGAUGCUCUUUAUGUUCGAAGGGGAACUAUUGAAGAAUGGUAUAGGUGCAAUAUAUCUCUGCAAGAGAAUGCAUACACAUAUAACAUUCAAAGUGCUGUUGAUUAUUAUAGAAAUCUGAGUGCCAACUAUGGCACACAAGUUCUACUUUACAGUGGUGAUCAUGAUUUGGUUGUUCCAUAUAUUUCUACUCUGGACUGGAUGGAGACUCUAAACCUUACUGUAGAUUAUGCUUGGCGGCCAUGGUUUGUUGAAGGUCAAGUUGCAGGGUAUACACUUAGGUAUGAAAAUUAUGGAUUCCGCAUGACAUUUGCGACUCUAAAGGGAUCAGGGCAUUCUCCUACUCAAUACAAGCCUUUACAAUGUUAUAACAUGUUUGAAAGGUGGAUCCAUUAUUACCCACUUUAGGCAAUGCAUACAGCAGCUGAGGAUGGCAUGUUCCCAGUGAAGUAAACUAAAUAAAAGGGUUCUUGGAAUUUCUUUCCUGUUUUUUAUUGGGGAGACUUCUGAUCUAUGUUUGUAAAAGAAGCUUGUACUAUAAUGAAUGUAUGCAUGAUCAUUUUAUCAUGGAUGCUAGUGAAUAAUGACAUGACAAUAUCAGAAAGAAAAGUCCUUCUGCAUUUCAAGAUUUCAA